Molecule: messenger RNA, 1334 nt
Organism: Clarias gariepinus (North African catfish)
Lineage: Eukaryota; Metazoa; Chordata; Actinopteri; Siluriformes; Clariidae
Gene: utp23
Product: UTP23 small subunit processome component
Exons: 3
Coding region: 155-916 (253 amino acids)
Cellular component (GO): small-subunit processome; nucleolus
Molecular function (GO): small ribosomal subunit rRNA binding
Source: RefSeq, a predicted model, not a curated record
AACCAUGCUUGUUUUGAUCUUUAAACUAACCUAGUUCUAUUUCUGUAAUAAAUAUCGAAAAAUUCCUUAUAAAUUUAGGUUGUCUGAUCAGCCUAUUUCUUUGACAUCUUCCACACCCAGACAGGAUUAAAGUACCGAGGUAAAGUUUGUCAGGAUGAAGAUAAAAAGACAGAAGCAUGCCAAGAAGACCAUCAGCUUCUACAAGUACAACUUUGGAUUUCGGGAACCCUUUCAAAUCCUGAUCGAUGGCACUUUCUGUCAGGCAGCGUUAAAGAAUAAGAUCCAAAUCAAGGAGCAGCUGCCUAAAUACUUCAUGGGGGAGGUUCAGCUUUGUACCACCAAAUGUGCUUUGAAGGAACUCGAGACUCUUUCCAAAGACCUGUAUGGAGCUAAAUUAAUCCUGCAGAGGUUCCAGGUGCGGAAUUGUAGACACAAGGAGCCUGUGUCUGCCUCUCAAUGCCUGCUGUCCAUGCUGGGAGAGAAGAAUCCACACCACUAUUUCAUCGCCACACAGGACAGAGAGUUGACUACAGCCCUGAUGGAGAUCCCUGGCGUGCCCCUGAUUUACAUUAUCCUCAACACCAUGGUGUUAGACAAACCGUCAGCGUGUUCAACGAAGCACGUGGAGGCUGUGCAGCUGGGCGAGCUUGUGAGUCCUCAUCAGCAGCAGAGCAUCCAGAGCCUGAAAGUCGAACAGGGCCUCGGUAAGGACGGCGAGGAGCAGCAGGGCAAAAAACGCAAGAGGAAGUCAGGCAACCCCAACCCUCUCAGCUGUCUAAAAAAGAAGAAGAAGAUGAUGCCACAGCAGCCGAAAAGGACAGACGGAGAGAAGAAGAAAAGGAGCAGGCACCGGAAGAGGAGCGCUGCUGGAGCGUCUGUCGGUGUGGCCCCGAACGCUUCUGGUGCUCAGUCAUGACUUGCAGCUUAAAAGAGUCUCCCUCUUGUUCAUUACUCGAAUUUUUUAAUAAAUCUUUAGUCAGUACAUCAAUUAACAGGUUGUCUGCGUUGCUGGAUGGCUUUGUGAAGUUCAUGGAUGCAUUUAAAUACCUUCAGUAGAUGAGAAAUAUCAUGUUAAAAUAUGAAAGUAAGGCUUUUUAUUAUAAACACACACAUCACUAGAGCCACCAGUGUGAGCAGACGAUAAAACCAUUGUAUUGCGAUGUUUGACUUUGUAACCUGCAGUCUCGUGACCACCACAAGGUGGAGAUAAAGGUCACUGUAAAGGUUCUGCUCCAUCACUUAAAAUCUUUUCUGCUGAUAGCUGUAUGUCCAGUUUUAGUUUCUAAACCCAGUGUCAGUUUUGUGCAUAAUAAAAAAUAUUCUAAUGUCUGAUA